CUCCACAGGAUGCCAGCUGCUAGCACCAUGACUGGUGGGAGGGCCCUGCUGCUCUGCACAAACUCUGAAAGCUCUAUCUACCAGUCCGUCAACGGGCUGCAGUGCUGUGGCGUGAAAGUUGGGGAGGCUCCAUCGUCUGUGGUGCCCCAGCCUCAAGUGGUGUGUGGGUCACCAGGGGACAGAGACGGGAGGGACACUGCUGUGACUGGGAAGCAUCCCCUCUCCUCUCUCCUCAGCCUGAGCGGCAGCCCGGGCCCUCAGGACACCAUGCUGGCUCACAGAAGACCCACAGCCAACAGUGACCCCCGGACGUCUAACAUGGAGAAUGGGCUGAACCACAACAAGAGCUCGACAGGAACCAGGACCACCAGUAUUCGUGAUAAGAUAUCUCAGUGGGAGGGCAAGAAAGAGCCCACUCCCGUGGCUCCCACCGUGACAUCCCCCCUCAGUGCGACACAGAAGGAGGUUGAGACGGUGGGAAAGAAGGAAUCCAAAACCUCCGAGGUCCAGAGGACAGACAGCAAGAGGUUUGUCAGCUGGGACAGACAAGACUCAGGGAAGGAGAAUGUUGGAAAGCUGACUGAUUCGAGGCCUAAAUCCCAAGAGGGCUCAACAAACAAAGAGAGAGAAGCAAUGCAAGAUAGGGGAAGUCAUGCUUCCAAGACAACUGAACAACCCCAAGAUAAGAAAACUGUUUUGACACACGUGAAGAAACUGGAGAGGGCGACAAAGGAAGUUCCUGACAGACCUUCAUUAGCAUUUCCAGGGAAUUAUUUCAGUCCUCCUUCAAAGGAGGAACUGGAAGAAACAGAGAAGAAGGCCAAUGAGCCCAUUUUUGGGACUUUUGACAUGGCUCGACCAAGUGGGUCAUGGCGGAGACGGGAGGGGAAUUCAGAGAAUGUGUACAGUGAGCCAGGCGCUCCAUCUAUUAACCCUCUACCUAAACCCCAAAGAACCUUCCAACAUCACACGCCACCCUCUACAACGGCCUCAGGGCCUGGACCUGGAAAGGGAAAGAGGAACUUGCCUCCGUUGCCCUCCAUUCCUCCUCCACCUUUACCAACGUGCCCUCCCCCAGGAGUGUGCAGACGGCCUUGGGCCGACAAAGCCCGUGACAGUAAUAACAGGAAGUCCUAUGAAUUUGAAGAUUUGCUACAGUCCUCCUCAGAGAGCUGCCGGGUGGACUGGUAUGCUCAAUCCAGACUGGGCCUUUCAUGCACUUUAUCGGAAGAAAAUGUCUACGAGGACAUAAUAGAUCCGCCAUCCAAGGAGAACCCGUAUGAAGACAUAGAGCUGGAGCGAAGUUGUUUGGGGAGCAAAUGUGUUUCACCUGCUUCUUCAUCCCCUGUCCCAGACACACCAACUAAGCUAUCCUGCAAGCCUCCUGGCUUCUUCAGGCAAAACUCAGAGCGACGCAGCUUCAAAGUUCCAGAACUCCGCAAAACCGGCAGAGACACUGGCAUCUCCUCUCCUUCUCGUAUCAGCCCCCCCUCAACACCCAGCAGCCCUGACGACACCCCCUGUCUCUCGGGGGACCCUUACAAUCGCAGGCGGAGGAAAAUCCCCAAGGUAUGGAAGCGGGAGAGGUCUGGUGCAAUGGUGCUGAAAAUCAAUGGGAUCUUCGAGGCGCGCCGAGGGAAGAAACGCAUGAAGAGGGUAUCUCAAUCGAACGAGUCCAGCUCAGGGAAAGUGACGGAUGAGAACAGUGAGUCAGAAAGUGACACCGAGGAGAAACUAAAAGCUCAUAGCCAGCGGCUUGUGUCAGUCCAGUCCAUGCUGAGGCAGGCGGAGCGCUACCGGACCUUGGAGCGGGACUUAAUGGAGUUACAAGAGAGGAAACUCUUCGAGUAUUUUAUAGUGGUUGCACUCCACAAGACUAAAGCUGGAGUUCCAUACCUGCCAGAAGUCACACAACAGUUUCCUUUAAAGCUUGAGAGGAGUUUUAAGUUCAUGCGAGAGACUGAGGACCAGCUAAAGGUUAUUCCUCAGUUCUGUUUCCCUGACGCCAAAGACUGGGCGCCAGUCGAAAACUUCCCGAGUGAGACAUUCUCAUUUGUUCUGACUGGGGAAGAUGGAAGCAGGCGGUUUGGCUACUGUCGCCGUUUAUUGCCCAGUGGUAAAGGCCGAAGGCUCCCGGAAGUCUAUUGUAUCGUUAGUCGCCUGGGGUGCUUUGACCUCUUCUCCAAGAUCUUGGAUGAAGUGGAAAAGAGGAGAGCUAUUUCUCCUGCUCUGGUGCAGCCUUUUAUGCGAGGCAUCAUGGAGGCUCCGUUCCCCGCUCCAGGCCGGACUAUCACUGUCAAAAACUUUUUACCAGGCUCUGGGACAGAGGUGAUUGAGCUGUGUCGACCAUCAGAUUCUCGUCUUGAACACGUGGACUUUGAGUGCCUCUUCUCUUCUUUGAAUCUCCGCCUCCUCCUUCGGGUUUUUGCCUCCCUGCUGCUGGAGCGCAGGGUCAUCUUCACUGCUGACAAACUCAGCACGCUGUCCCAGUGCUGUCAUGCGGUAGUGGCUCUGCUCUAUCCCUUCACCUGGCAGCACACCUACAUUCCCGUUCUGCCGCCAUCCAUGUUGGACAUAGUCUGCACUCCAACUCCCUUUAUAGUGGGCCUCCUUUCCAGCUCUCUACCUCGACUCAAAGAGCUGCCCAUAGAAGAAGUCCUGGUGGUUGACCUCGGGAACAGCCGCUUCCUUCGUCAGAUGGAUGAUGAAGACUCCAUUCUUCCUCACAAGUUGCAGGCAGCUCUGGAGCACGUGCUAGACAAAAGGAGGGAGCUGGCCUGCGAGAAAGGAGAUGUGCCCAAUGGUGAUUCUGCACUAUGUCUUGACUCCAGCUCACUCAGCACUGUGGUCUCUGAGGCCUUUGUGCGUUUCUUCGUGGAGAUGGUGGGUCACUACUCCCUCUUCUUGGGUGGAGUGGAGCGGGAGGACGAGUCAGUCUCCUCCCCCACCCUGGCCAGCCCUUCCUCUUCCUCGCCGUCAACCUUUCAGCGGGAGGCCUUUCGCAAAGCGGUCACCUCUAAGAGCUUGAGAAGGUUUUUGGAGGUAUUCAUGGAAACCCAGAUGUUCACGGGCUUCAUCCAGGAGAGGGAGCUACGCAGGCAGGGCCUGAGAGGUCUCUUUGAGGUGCGAGCACAAGAAUAUCUCGACUCACUUCCUGGGAGUGAGCAAAGAGGCGUCAACAAGUUCCUCAAGGGCCUCGGAAAUAAGAUGAAAUUCCUUUCCAAGAAAUGAGACACGGAGUUAAGCUGCCUUCAGAGAAAGAGAGAUAAAGGAGAUCCAUAUCCUGCACUUGGAGAGUGUACCGAUGGAGAAAGUGAACAAAUGAAGUCAGAACAAUUGAAGAGUCCUCAAAAUGACCCAGAUUCAUAGCUGGGAAACAUUGGGGUUUAUCUUGCAGCUUUUUUUUUUUGUUUCUUUUCGUGACGUUCCGUUGGUGUUGUGAAGACCAACACAAAAAAGCAGAAUCUGUUCUUAAGAUCUACAGUAAAUGUUUUACAUGUAACGCUCUGUCCUUACAGUGUAUCACUGUAUAGCACAUCACAGUGUAAAUGUUUUAGCAAUAGAGUUCUCAGUCAUUAACCUCACUUGUAAAACCUGUGCGGGGAGAAUACCACAGAUUUGAGGUGUUGUAAAAAACGUUCCUUUACAUUCCAAGUAUUUUUAAUGGUGUAAAUACAAUAGUACAACUUCUUUGUCAGGAGGAGGCUAUUAAGUUAAUUUAUAUUACUCUUUAGUCGAACUUAAUCUCUUUUUUCAAUUUCCUUCAAAUGAGUGCAAAAAAAUCUCUUGUAGUUGAUAAUACACUUUAUUUAACAGAGUUUAGUACAGAAGGUUGAUAGGCCACUUUGGGUUAUUGGGUGUAUGUACCACUGUUUUUACAUAAAUGAAGACAAAUAUGCACCGUAGUGAGAAGGAAGUCCAUGCGAAUAAUUUAAAGGAGGAUGUGGAGCUAGAACUAAAGAAUUGUGUGCAUGUAAGACCAAUCACUAUCAUUAUGAUUUACAGAAACAUCUAGGAUUCUCUUAAGAUGAACUGAAAAUGCAAUGAGACUUCAUAAAUAAAGUGAUUUUUAUUUAGAA
Messenger RNA from Menidia menidia (Atlantic silverside), 4079 nucleotides. The record is from the annotation of a GenBank genome assembly. NCBI's taxonomy places the organism in Eukaryota, Metazoa, Chordata, Actinopteri, Atheriniformes, Atherinopsidae.